Periophthalmus magnuspinnatus is the source of this 2476-nucleotide messenger RNA. It is a transcript of the gene d2hgdh, whose product is annotated as D-2-hydroxyglutarate dehydrogenase. Gene Ontology annotation, molecular function: FAD binding; catalytic activity. NCBI's taxonomy places the organism in Eukaryota, Metazoa, Chordata, Actinopteri, Gobiiformes, Gobiidae. Gene Ontology annotation, cellular component: mitochondrion. The coding region runs from base 160 to 1755 and encodes 531 amino acids. The transcript is spliced from 10 exons. The record is from RefSeq and is a predicted model, not a curated record.
CUGUACAGGGGUUAGCUUGCAGGUUGUAAAACAGUUGUAAACAGUGGCGUAACUUUGACUUUUAACUUGCUCAAGCCUCCACAAAUUCAAGCGAAAUAACUGCUAAAGCAAACAUGUAAAUUUUAAAGUGACGCACGGUGCUUUUUGUCCAAACCAGACAUGGCAAGGAUUUUUCAGAAAGCAAUCCAGCUCAAGUCAACUCUAAGAUACACCCAAGUGUCCUCCACUCACAGACUAGCACUCACGAACUCACCCUUCACCAUAGCAACAAGCCAUUUUUACCCCUCCAGGUGCAACACUCGAAAUUUAACAACCAAAAAUGCAGAAGGACCCAAAUCCUCACCCCCAGAGAGACUGCCUUUCACCAGGGUAACUAAAGAAGACCUGGACUUUUUCCGGAGCAUUCUUCCAGGCAGGACCAUCACAGACCCGGACCUACUGGAGUCUAGUAAUGUGGACUGGCUUAAAUCUGUUAGAGGUUCUAGUGAGGUGCUGCUGCGACCUCAAACUACAGCUGAAGUCUCUCAAAUACUGAGGUACUGUAAUAGUCGUAACCUGGCUGUGAACCCUCAGGGGGGUAACACUGGUUUGGUGGGGGGCAGUGUACCAGUGUAUGACGAGAUCAUCCUGUCCACAGCUCUCAUGAACAAAGUGCUCAGCUUCGACCAUGUCUCAGGUAUUGUGACCUGCCAGGCGGGCUGUGUGCUGGAGAGCCUGUCCCAGUACCUGGAGGAGAGGGACUACAUCAUGCCUCUAGACCUGGGGGCAAAGGGCAGUUGCCAUAUCGGAGGGAAUGUGGCCACUAACGCAGGAGGGCUAAGGCUACUGCGAUACGGGUCCCUGAGAGGCACAGUGCUGGGGCUGGAAGUGGUUUUUGCUGAUGGGAGGGUGCUGGACUGCCUGGCCACACUGAGAAAGGAUAACACGGGUUACGACCUCAAACAGCUGUUCAUCGGCUCAGAGGGAACACUGGGAGUCAUCACUGCAGUGUCUGUGCUGUGUCCACGCAAACCCAAGUCUGUCAAUGUUGUGUUCCUAGGCUGUGAGACAUUUGAAAACCUGCUGAAGACGUUCCAGCUUUGCAGAGGCAUGCUGGGAGAAAUCCUGUCUGCGUUUGAGUUUCUGGACAGUGAGUGUAUGAGACUGCUCAAUACACACCUCAAACUGUCUAAUCCUAUAUCAGAUUGCCCAUUUUACAUCGUCAUAGAAACCGCAGGAUCUGACCCAAAUCAUGACAGUGAGAAGUUACAUAAUUUCCUGGACGAAGCAAUGAAUGCAGCUCUGGUUACUGACGGGACAGUGGCGACAGAGGAAUCCAAAAUAAAGGCCUUGUGGUCCAUGCGUGAGAGAGUGACCGAGGCUCUGACCCAUGACGGCUUCACUUAUAAGUACGACAUCUCCCUCCCCGUGGAGCUCAUCUACAGGCUGGUCCUGGACAUGAGGCAGCACCUGGGGGACAGGGCUCGCAGCGUGGUGGGAUAUGGACACGUAGGUGAUGGUAACCUCCAUCUGAACAUCACGUCUCCGGCUAAAGACCCCGCUCUCCUGGCCGCUAUAGAGCCCUUUGUGUACGAGUGGACUGCUCAGAGGAGAGGCAGCAUCAGCGCGGAGCACGGGCUGGGCCUAAAGAAGAGGAACUAUAUCUACUACAGCAAAUCCAGCCAGGCCGUGACUCUCAUGGGGGACAUCAAACACAUGCUGGACCCCAAAGGCAUCCUCAACCCCUACAAGACCCUACCAGACCACCUCACAUGAGCACCUCACAUGAGCACCUCUACUAAUAUGAAAUUAUAUUAAAGCUGCACAAUGGAACCUUUUUGAAGGAGGGUCCACCAUAACCUGGCUCAUGUCAGACUGAUAUGUGUGAUAUGAGUUCUACACAUCAAUCUGGGACGACUCUUGCUAAAGGAAGUUGAGAAAAGGCAGAACGUCAUGAUGAAUACUUGAAUCUGAUUGGUCGAAGCUUCACACCCCGAGAAAUCGAACUUUUAAUGAUCCAUUUGAGAGAAAAGCACAGGCAUCUUCUCUGUCCACAAAUGCACAAAGUGUUUCCCUCUGCACAAUUUAAAAAAACUAAAUAGUUUUAUUAUUUCUGGUAAAAUGGGCUGAAGUACAUCGCCAUGUUUGUUUUGGUUGGUUUGAGCUCUUCCUUUUGGGUUCUGUUUAAAUGAAAUAUUCUGAGAAUUCAUCGUGCUGGCCUGGUUAUCUGCCAUCUCCUUGUUUUGCGAGAUAAUAAAAACAUGGAGACAAGCAGGUAGCAGACCCUCCACCAGAAAAGUUACAUAGUGCACCUUUAAGCACAAUCAAUGCAGUCAAUAUAUUUUAGUCUGUGUAAUGUACUGAUUAUUAAUGUGAGGUGAUUUUUGUUUUAUUUAUGAGAACUAUUUGAGGUUGUUGUAAAAUGAUUGUCCAAAUGUAGUCUAGAGGACAGAAUGCGUCCUCUGCAUUUGACCCAUUAAAAAUGAUUCACUUGUGC